This is a messenger RNA of Lycium ferocissimum, 702 nucleotides long. RefSeq lists its product as uncharacterized. NCBI's taxonomy places the organism in Eukaryota, Viridiplantae, Streptophyta, Magnoliopsida, Solanales, Solanaceae. The coding region runs from base 1 to 702 and encodes 233 amino acids. The record is from RefSeq and is a predicted model, not a curated record. The transcript has a single exon.
AUGGAUUCUUAUUCAUAUGUAGCUCUUUCUUCUUCUACCAAUUCUUCUUCCUCUACUUCUAUUCCAUUUUCCACAUAUCCACAAAAAGAAGUAAAGAAAACCAAAACAUUACCCUCAUAUCACUCUUCACUUCAUGGAGUUCGAAGGCUCCCAGCAAAACCUAUGACCAAACUACCGAUUGCUCCAAUGCCACCAACACCUCCUAAAAUUUAUAGAGUCGAACCUCUUAAUUUCAAGGAAGCUGUCCAAAUGCUCACCGCAGCUCCCGAGUUUCAAUCUGUCUCCAAUAAUUCUCUCUCUAGUUUUGAUUCUGGUUCUGGCUCUGGCUCUUUCUCUGGCUCUGGUUCUUUCAAUUCGAGGCGUCUACAAGAUGUUGCUCCUCCUCCACUUGAUCUCUCACCGGUUUCAUUACAAAGAAAUAAUGGAAACAAUAAUAUUGUUGCACAAUGGCGAGAAUUGCUUUGUCCUUCUUCUACUUCAUCAAACAACCAAGUUGAAUCAAUUAGCGCGGCCUACAAUUACUCAACAAAUGAAGCACAAGAAAUAUCACACGUAACGCCACAAAUUCCAUCAGAAAAUUAUUUUGGAUCGUGCAGUCCGCUAGCUAAUUUCCCUCUAUCGCCUGCUUCUUUUGCAUGGUGUUCGUCUAUUGUUCUCAGCCCUAGCACGCUUACUUCACCAAGCGCGGUUCAAAUCAUUUGA